CCCCUAUCAACAAUAACAAAUGAAUAGUGAAUUAAAGUAGCAAAAAAAAUACAGUUUAGAUGGAGAAAGGAGGUGAUAUGAAAGGUUUGGAAUCUCUCUGGAAGUCAUUAGAUGAUGCAUCAAUUAUUAGAGAUGUGCUGUUUAAAGGAAAAUUCAUUCAAAAUGCAAUGCGAUUUAUAUCUGAACGAAAUUCAAUAACAAAUGAGGAAGCAAAAGAUAUUUUUGUACAAGUCUGUGACGAGCUAGUUAAUUCACAGAUCCAGCAAAAGCAGCCAUCGCGAGCCAGUCAUAUCCUCAAAAAUGCACAGAUCAAUGAGCUUCAUUAUUUAUAUGCUCUAUAUGAUGAUUCCAAAGAUGAAAUUAUUAAGGAAAUGCUAAACGAAUAUUUAACUAAGCAUAAUGAUGAUUUUAAUAAGGAGAAAACAAAUUUGAGGGCGUAUUAUUCUUGUUUUAAACUACUUGUGAAGAAUAUUGAAAAGCAUGCAAAGUACCUCGACAAUAUUAACAGAAUAUUCAACACUUAUAACAUAAACUUUCACAACAUCCAUAAAGCAUCAUUCCCAAAGUUUAUGCAGCAGUCAAUCCAAUGGAGAAAUGAUAUAUCAGUUGAUGUCUUCUUCAAGUCAAAAAGAGAUGAGAGGAACUUUGAUUUACUGCCAAUUUUAGACAAAACUUGCUUCUUUGCCUAUAUCAUGCAGAAUGAAUUGAGUGGUUUGGUAAAGCAAUGGCUUAAUGAGCAAUAUCUAUGUAAAGCUGGGACAACAAUAAGCUCUACACUUCCAACAGAACCAAACACAUUCGAUGAUGCCUUAAAUAUUCUGUUUCGUAAAUGGAAAUUCGAGGAACAAAUGAUGAAUAAUAUCUCUAGAAGACAUAAGGAUGUUCUAAAGAAUGAAUUUGCUAAAUUGGGCUUAUUUGAAGCACGAGAGAAUAAGCAAGUGUGUAGGAAGUUUAAUCGAUUUUUCACGACUUAUACGUACCAAGAGAAUUAUCCAACGUUAAAAAAUCACGAAGUAACAAAAUUCAUUAUUGAUAACAAAUUGUUAGACUUACUGCCACAACAAUUUAUUGAUCAUAGCUAUAUUCAGAAUGUUUUAAAAGAAAGCAACGAAAAAGAUCCUUUAUAUCAUGAAUUAGUGCUUAUUAGAUCCAUGAAAGACUUGCUCACAAAACAAACAAAUUUGCAAAGUUUUGUCGAUAUUAUGAACGUGACGACUAGAUACAUACAGGAAUAUGAUACAUCUUUCAAUGCUAAUCAACAUAAAUUACGUUUUAUGAAUGAGAUUGUAGGCAACAAUUUACAGAAGCUUGAUCAAAUUGCUGACAUUAAUCCAUUUUUGAGGAAUCUCUUUGUUAAAGUGACAACAAAAGAAGAUAUGCCAUCAAUAGAGCAACUGCUCGAAAAUUUUCAUUCUGUCAAGUUGGAAUAUGUUCGUGAUGAGUUUAAUAGCACUAGAAGUGACUUGAUUCCAAGUUUUGAUAAUCCACAUUUAACAAGCAUUUAUGGAAAGAAAGUUAAAUUAGAUUAUAUCGAUUAUGUGCGAAAGUAUCAAGGCAUUUAUGCUUCUUAUGCCUUUAUUAUUGAUUCCAUUAAGAGUUCCAUGUCAUUAACAAGACCAAUGGUUUUAAGUGCAUGUGAGGAAGUAGCAAAACUAGCUUUGAAUGAUCCUAAAAAUAAGGAACUUGUUAGUCAUGCAGUUGCAUUUAUGGAAACAUUUUCUGUGGACUCGAGGAAUCUACGAUGCUUUAUCCAACUACAGAAAUUAAAGUCAGACAGUGAAGGUGAUAAUUGCGAGAAGUUCCUCGACAAAACAGUCAAAAUGUCAACAAAUCAUGAAGAUAUAAGGAACGUAGAGUCACUGGAAAUUUUCUGGAAAGUCAAGAAGUUUACAUCACCAACAAGAUCAUACUUAAAUCCAUUUACCGAAAAAAACGACUGGUUCAAAAUAAUUGUAUUAGCACAAUAUUUCAAUUACCCACUUCAUGCCUUCAUAUCAAUCUGUCAAGACCGAAUAAAGAACAAAACGCUUUGUGAUAAUUUAAUUAAAGCCGUAAGCUAUGAAGCAGCACCAUUCCAAAAACUACCAAAUUCAGCUAAAACAGAAAGUCAUGCGAAGGAAUAUUUUGGGAGUGGACAGUUCCUUGAUUCAAAGCAUGAUUUGUUUGCAAUUUUAUUAAAAUGUGACGAGGAAAUCAGUCGACUUGACUUGCCAUUUGAGCAGUUCCAGAGAUUUUUCAUGAAAAAUGAACCGAAUGAUGAUUUACUUUAUCAGGCAAAGAUUCAUGACUGGCCAUUAUUAGCAAUUCUAGCAGGAACAUCGAAGCUUUAUAGAUUCAAAUAUUGUUGGGUUACUUGGCUAAUAUUAAACAGCAAUUAUAAAUGGAAUGAAAAGUUUGAAGACAUUGAAGGUUUAUCAACAAGUGUCUUUGAACACUGUCUGCGUAUUGGAUUUUUAAGGACACUCGAUGAAAGUUUCAAAAUUUUCUAUCCAAAAGCACCUAUGAAAAUAUUCACACAACUUUUAAGAGACACAGCAGUUGGAAAUUUCAAGAAUAUGGAAUCAAUACUCAAACAUUUCAUCGUCCAACUCAUCGAAUCAGACUAUAGAACUAAAGUCAUAAAAGGAAAGCAUCAAUUGAUUCCAUGUAUUAUUCGUUAUCUUAUUAUUCAUUUACAACACAAUAUAAAGUUCAGUGUACAGCAACAAGAGUAUUUAGCAUGUGUACAUCGUUCAGACAUAACAAAAUUCGAUGGCAAAAUCAAUUUUGAGUUAUUGAGGAAUUUCUGCAAGAUCCUCGAGCACACGAGUGUUGAGAUAAAUUAUGAAGUCUUUUGUGAGUCCGAGACGAAAGUGUCAAAAGAAAUUGAGAGAAUAUGCGACGAGCUUAUAAGCAACAACUAUUUUGAGGCUGCAAUUGAAAUUGGAAAUUUAAUAAAUAAAUCAAAGACUGAAUUUGUAUUUAAAUACUGGCUGCAUUUACGUAAGACUGAUAAUCAGAAGCAGACGUCGUUCGAUAUUGCGAAAUAUAUGAAGUACGUCAAAUUGUACAGGCUGAAUAUAGAUAUAUUCAUAAAGUUUCUCAAGCGUGUGAUUGAUGAGAUGGAUCAAUGCAUUGGAAAAUAUAAUGUGAUGAUGUUUAUGCUUAGAAAUAUGGCAAAGGCUGAUGCUAAGGAACUAAACGACUUGGAAUAUGAAAUUAUCUGCCUUUAUCUACGUCUUAAAGUAUCAGGCGUCAAAGAUAUUAAACCUUUAACAUCCAUGUACUUUGAAAAUACUAUAAAACCUGAAAGGUCAUUGAUCCACAAUUCUCUAUAUGAACUUAAGGCUAUAGCAAUGAUCGAUGAUUUAAAUGACAGUCAAUGUCUUACAGAUGAUACAGAAAUACAGCAAUUAGAUGAAUUAAUGUCCUUUCUACUUGACAUGAAUGACAUUGUUCAGGUUUUGCGGCUUCAAGCAAUGUUUGGCUAUGCGCCAGAGGAUUUAAAAAUUCUUGUUUAUAUGCUCAGUGUCGCAGAAGGUAUUACGUCUAUUUAUGACAUCACAAAACGUGAAAGGCAAGCAAUUAGCAACUGUGGACCACUGUCGAGUCGAUUCAAUAGAUUUGCAUUUAGAUCUUUUAGACAAAGCACUUCCAACUCGAUUUCGCUGAAUUCAUCAACAGUCUCAAUGGACAUAAAUGAAAGCUCAAUAUUAGAGGAGCCGUUACAUUACAAAGAGAAUAAAGAAACCUUACAAGCAUUACAAGGACUUGUUUGUAAGCUCAAACAUGGAGUCAAAUAUGCUCAACGAGUCGUUCUAUUGUACCGCAUAUCGUUGUUCCUUCACAAUCAUUCUUUUGAUGAUCUGAUAAAAAUUAAAAACUCCUACGAAUUUUUGGAGCUUGUUACCGAGUCUGAUUGUGACAGCAAACUUUUGGCAAUGGCUGACAUAAUAGAAGCCAUGGAAAUGACAAGGAAAGAAGUAGCAAAAUUCAUUUCUAAGGAAAUCACAGCAUGUAUCAUAAAAACAAGAUUUCAGCAGUUUAAUAAAGACACAGAAACAAGCACUUCAAAUCUAAACAUGACAACUUCCAUUUCGUCUACUUGGAGUGGUUCGAAGCAGGUACUUGAUGAUAUUUGGGGCUUCAGCUUGUCAAAAGAUCUGCAUUUGAUUCUUGAAUUGUGUAAAGGAAAGACAACACUUCUUGGAACUUACCUCAUUAAGUGCUAUAGAAUUUUAUCACAAUUCAAAUCAGACAUUCCAAUUAAUUAUGACUCAUUCGAAGAGGAAUUAAAGUCAAUUUGUGAAGAUUUAAAUCGAUCUUUAACUCCACAAUGGAUGUCUUUAAAGAAGCAGAAUAUGAUACGUGUUGAAUUACUGAUAACAGCUCACGACUGCUUUUGUCAAGAAUGCUCAACUGAAGGAAUUGGUGAUGUUCUACAUUUAUCAAAAAUUUUGAUCAAUGAACUAGCUGAAAACAAAGUUUACAACAUGAUUGUUAAGCUUAUGUGUGGCAUAGGUCGGUACCGUGAAAUGUUUUAUUGCUUUGACAUUCUUAUCAAGAACGAGGCUUUCGAAGCAUUGCUAGGUCAAUUCAAUGAUAAGCAAACGAAUGGGCUCAAAAAUGCACUGUUGUCUUAUCUCAAUGAAUAUCAUCCAGAUAACAAAGAGUAUUUUAAGAUGUGUGCGUCACACUUUCUUAUGUACACAGAACUAGCUAAAAUAUGGAAAAACAAUGCGACGACUAAAAUUCAGAAGUUGCUGGAUGAGAAUCAAGUUAAAGUAACUAAAUCAGGCAGAAUAUUAUUGAAGCAAGUUCAACAAGUUGAAAUUCCGUACCUAAAAUGCACGAAAAAUGUUCAACAAGUUCUAAAUGAAGCCGUGAAUGACAUGAUUUAUGCGACGGAAAUGAUGAUAGCUGAUCAAAAAACUGAAAUGUCAUUAAAAUAUUCAUCAUUUUGUGAAUUAAUUGCCAUGCAAUAUCAUCUCGUUAAAGUCGGUGCUGAAAGUGAAUCAAAAAUGUGUCCAUGCGUGAUCUAUCAUGAACAGAAUGCUGAAAAGUCACAGUUAAUUACUCAAUAUUUAGCUAAUUAUGAAUUGUCAGUUCCACAAAUGAUGAUUUUGAAUAAGAAUGCUAUCACUCCAAUUGACUACACAAUUGUGAUCUUCUGUCGGUCAAUAAUAGCUCAAGAUGAGCAGUUUGUGCAUGAUUUUGUUGGACGACUCGACCUCACCGAUCGAAUGAUUGAGAAAGUAAUUAGAUUAAGCCAAUUCGAGUUGAUUUCUGAUAAGACUGAGAAAGCACUACAAGAACUGUGUUUAAUGGUACAGGAUGUUGGACUCAAGUACAAUCUUGCAUCAUUGCUAGGCUGUAAAACCUUUUUAAAUCAAUUGUUGAAUGAUGAACAGAGUUAUCACUAUUUAAUAGAUUCCCAUUAUGGAAGUAAAGAUAUUUAUGGAACUGGAAGUGCUGUUAAAAAAUCAAGUCCUCCGUUUUGAUUGUGUUUGACAUCUUGAAUGUAGUUAAGUAAAUAAAUUGUGAUUAUUAAGCCAAUAAAGGUUGAUUUAUAUUAAAUAAAUGUUUCUAAUGAGGAUCUUUGCUGUUGGGUUUCAAUUUAAGUCUCAAGAUUAAUUCAGUG
Messenger RNA from Chironomus riparius, 5620 nucleotides. Lineage: Eukaryota; Metazoa; Arthropoda; Insecta; Diptera; Chironomidae. The record is from the annotation of a GenBank genome assembly.